This is a messenger RNA of Ectocarpus sp. CCAP 1310/34, 2420 nucleotides long. NCBI's taxonomy places the organism in Eukaryota, Phaeophyceae, Ectocarpales, Ectocarpaceae. The record is from the annotation of a GenBank genome assembly.
AUGGAAGGGACGAGGGUUCGACAACAAGAACGGCUGCAAGAGUUGGAAGGUGUACUCGACGACAAGGAACAAGCCGUACUAGCGCUGCAAAAAGAGGCAUUAACGGACGAAUCAAUCUCCUUCGACCUUCCGUGCAUGCUUCGUUUUGGCUGGCUGUCAACAAAACGCUGGAAAAAGGUAAAACGGUUGACUCGGGAACUCACUUCCGAGGGCUCGGGUGGAAUCCAGAAAUCUGCGCACCCUUUAGAGCCGGUGAUCCACCUCGUGGGCGACAGCAAAACCAAGCACUAUGCCAUCGGGCGAAGGGUGAGCAUGGCAACCGCAUCGGCGCUGGAGGACCUCGCGCCAAUGCAAAGACGGGAUUCCAUGGCCAGAAAGAUGACCAAAAUGUUCAAGACGCCCGACAUGCAUGCGGCCUUCCUAACCUCUUCCCGGUUCGCCCUUGACCUAAUCAAGGUGUGCCAGCGGGUGGCCCCGAUCUUUGAGGCGGAGCCGAGAGCCGUGCUGCUGCAAUCCCCAGUGUACGUGUUCGGGGAUAUUCAUGGCAACCUCGAGGACCUCAAUUUCUUUGCCGACAACAUGUGGAAGCUGGGGAUGAAUGUCACCGCCGGCAAGUUUCUGUUCCUUGGAGACUACGUGGACAGAGGGAUGCAGGGGCUGGAGUGUCUGGCCUACCUGUUUUCCCUCAAGAUCGAGAACCCCGACAAAAUGUUCAUGCUCCGGGGCAAUCACGAGCUGAGAGACGUGAACGGCUGGAUCGAGCACUACGCGGAGAGGUCAUUUUUGUGGCAAUGCCAGAACCGUUUCGGGGACGCUCUUGGCGAGAAAGUGUGGGAAUCUUGCAACGCCGUCUUUGACCGCCUGCCUCUCGCGGGGGUGAUUGAUCAGGACAUAUUUUGCGUGCACGGGGGCAUCCCGCGCCCGCUUGAGGGCUCGACUUCUCGUAUACAGGACAUCAUGUGCGUGCCGCCGGUGGCGAGCGUGUGCCCUCCGAACGAGUGCGAGACGUUCGAGUCACAGCAGGUGGCCUCGGACUGCAUGUGGUCAGACCCUGCUAAGGACGAGCAGGAGCUGGACUUGGAAGAUUCAGGAUUCGGCGAAAGCUUACGGGGAGGUGGAGCAAUCUGCUUCGGUACGAAGGCGAUCGAUGAUUUCCUCACACAGGGUAACCUCAGCUAUAUUGUGCGCGCACAUGAAGCACAUUCGGAGGGGGUGUCAUUAAGCAAGGGGGCGAAGGUGUUCACGGUCUUCUCGACGUCGAAAGACCACGGUCAGGGCAAAGGCGCAACCUGCGGCUGCAUUCUUGUGGACUACCACCGCCUGCUGGUAAUUAACCGAUCGGUCAAGUACAAGAACAAGUACGUGCACCGCAGGGACAGUAUGUCCCUGGCAAAUCUCACCCUGCAGGAGCUCCAGGCCCAGGUCGAUCUCGGCCUGGUGGUGCAGCCAGACUCCGAGGACGAGAGCGAUGAUGAACCCGCGGGAUACUAUGACCAUGCAGCAGGGGAGGAUGACAUGAUCGAGCGAAAGAGCGGCGGGAAAUAAAGUUCUUCUCGUGGAACUAAAUAGAGUAGCAGCAGCAAAACCGUGGCAUCACUGAUGUCGCCACGAUAUGAUUGAGUCAUAUCAACCACGUUUGUUGUGACAUGUAGUCCAAAAGUGGGCUAGACUACAGGUUUUUCGUGGGAACGCUCGAGGUGUUGUCAGAGCAACAUUCUCUGACUGGGGACCAUGCCUGAUACCCUUCCGGGCUUUCUGGGAUCUCGAAAGGGAAUGUUCUGAAGUCCCUACCGGAUCGCUUCUUCCGCAAACGGGUAAAACCUACAGGCAGAAGUAUCUUGGCGUGAAGAAAAUGUUUUUAGGAUAUACCAGGGAGACGUGUGGUGAAAGUCACUUAUCGUGCUCUCAGUGGUGUUUCUCUUUGUCGCGAAGAACCGUACUCUGUAGUAGUACGGCCGUUCCUUCCGCCGUAUGAAGAGCGUACUGCUCCAUGCAUCUUCUGCGUUCGGUGGGCACCUAUUCUCUGUAUUUCAACGUGGGAACUCACUUCUGUCGCAACGUAGUGAAGGCUUGCCCCAUUUACAACUCUGCAGAAAGGUCCUUUCGAGCGCCGGCUGCGGAUGUCUGGAAACCUCAUUAGGUAUCAACUCUAUGACCACCAAGCAGCAAUAGGGGCGGUCUUAAGGGCGACGGGGUGUCCAAUUCGGUGGUCUAGCGUACUUGGUCGUGUAAGUAAGGGCGACGGGGUGUCCAUUUCGGUGGUCUAGCGUACUUGGCCGUGUAAGUGUUGGGGGCUCACAAUGCCGUAUGUAUCGCAAUUUAUGUUCAAGCUGUCUGUACCUGGAAAAACUCCUACUCCUUGCCGCAUUGCACGAAGGAAUGAAACGUAAAAGAAAAGUCAGUGUGGCUUAACCUCUUGU